CUUGUCACUCAGCUGCUGCAGAAGCAAACACCGUGCUCAAGUAUCAUCCUUGCGGUUUUAGUUGCUACACCUUCAUGGCUCAAAGACCAUAUUGAGAACACUCCAGGAUUUGCAACAAGGUUAAAGGACAUGGGUUUUCACAAGGACAUUGAGAGGGUAAUGUCCGUAGUUCUUAAGGAUAGACAAACUUUUCUAUUUUCCAACACAGUGCCUGAAGAGGAAAAGGAUCGCCAAAUCUUCUAUAUUUCUCUGGGGCGGGAUCACGAGUUUGUCAAUUGUGUCCGAAGGCACUGGAGAGACCCAUCAAUAAGUGAGACAAAUGCCCGUGAUUGCCUCACUGGAAAAACUUUGCUGUCUUCUUUACACACUUCUUCGAAAACACAUUGCAGA
Molecule: messenger RNA, 390 nt
Organism: Thlaspi arvense
Lineage: Eukaryota; Viridiplantae; Streptophyta; Magnoliopsida; Brassicales; Brassicaceae
Source: the annotation of a GenBank genome assembly